AUGGGCUUUAGUUCAUUGAAUGGUAGGGACGAUGAGUCAAAGAAAAGGGGUGGGGGAGCGCUUGGAACAAAGAAGGAUGUUAAGGUCAUAGAGAUAUUAUCCUUGACCUGUUUCCCUCUGUGUCAGGCUGAGGUGGAGUUGUGCGGAGGAGAGGCUUUCAUUUUGAACCAGCUGCAUAAUGGUCCUCGCUCAGUGGAUAAUAUUAAGAAAAUUAGGGAGCGUAACAGAGAAUUGAACAAGUUUCUAACCAUGGAAGAAUUGUUCUGGAAACAACGUGCGCAGACUAAGUGGUUAGCUCAUGGUGAUUGUAAUACAAAGUUCUUUCAAAGGAAAGCAUGCUCAAGGAAGAAAAGGAAUGAGAUCAAGGGGUUAGAGAAUUCACGUGGGGUUUGGUGUGAAGAGUUGAGAGAUAUUACUACUAUUGUUGAAUAUUAUUUCUCGAAUCAUUUUAGCUCUAAUGGGGUUGAUGCUACUGCGGUGGAGAUGACCACGUCCAAUAUGGUUACGGUAAUGUCGGAUGAACUCAAUAGGGAUUUGAUGAAGCCUUUUGAUAAAGAUGAGAUCCAAAAGGCAUCCAAGGCUCCGAAAUCAAAUGGUUUACAUGCCAUUUUUUAUCCAAAAAAUUUGGGCCACUGUGAGCAAGGACGUGGUCUAGGUUUAUUUGAAUGUGCUCAACAAUGGGAUGGGGAUGGGGAUCUGAAUAAAACAAAUAUGGUGCUUAUUCCUAAAGUCACUAGCCCUUGUAAUAUUUUGGAGUUUAGAUCGAUAAGCUUGUGCAACGUAAUUUACAAGGUAAUUAGUAAAGCUAUUGCUAAUCGGUUUAAACUUGCACUCUCAUUGCUAGUAUGGUUUUGUCUCUAUAUGAGUUGGAAUAGGUUUAAUAACUUGUAG
Molecule: messenger RNA, 891 nt
Organism: Humulus lupulus (European hop)
Lineage: Eukaryota; Viridiplantae; Streptophyta; Magnoliopsida; Rosales; Cannabaceae
Exons: 3
Coding region: 1-891 (296 amino acids)
Source: RefSeq, a predicted model, not a curated record